Messenger RNA from Erythranthe guttata (spotted monkey flower), 3104 nucleotides. Lineage: Eukaryota; Viridiplantae; Streptophyta; Magnoliopsida; Lamiales; Phrymaceae. The record is from RefSeq and is a predicted model, not a curated record.
UAAAAUAAACAUUUUUUUGAGUAUAGUUCUUAACUUUUUAUUAGUUGAAAAAAAUAUUCACUCUGUUCAACAAUAUCUGUCUCUUUUAAAAAAAAAACUGUUCCAUGUUAUCUGUCACUUCACAAUUCCAAUAUUGCAUCAAUUACAUAUUUUUCAAUUAUACCCUUAUUAACUCUCCAAUACUAUUUCUGUAUUGAUUAAUAAACAAUGAUAUUUUUGUCUAUCUAUAUUUAUUUUCCUAAAAUCAAGACAUAUUUAUUGAGAUUCUUAAGACUUGUGUUAAGGUAAAAAAACGACACAUAUUUAGAAACCAAGAGAGUAAUUAAUUCAACAUACCUAUGAUAAUAUGGAUUAUUAGGGAAAACUCCCCUUUUUGCUAUUUGCCUUGGUAUAGCUCCAAUUUUCUUUCGCCUAUUUGACAUAACUCUUUAGUCUAACUCUAACAUUAAAUUAAUGUUAAUUUCACUUGGACACCCUCCAAGAUACUGAAAUUGCAGACUCACCUCCUCUUAGUCAAAAUAUUGCCCAAACCUCCCAUGUUAGAUGGUUUCGUUUACAAUGCCUAACGAGUGUUUAAAAUGUCACUUUUACCCUCUUAUUAAUAAAAUUAAAAAUAAAAAAAAAGUAGGAAAAAUAAAGGGAAAAUAGGCAAAUAGGAAAUACCUAUUUGACCCUUGUACCCUAAAAUGGAUCAAGUUUUUGAGGAAACACAUUUCCAUUUUGUAAUUAUUGUGAGAGACAUCCCCGAAACAUUUAAUUAUUUACUGAAACAGCCACGAAACCUUUUCGACAGAUGUCAUGGAGCUUUGGUUUACGAAACGUUUCCGAAAGAACGCGUUUAAGUAGAAGUUUCACAUGUUUCUUGGGUAUUGAUUAGUAGAUGCAAAAUGACAGUUAUGCCCUUAAAAAAUAGAAAUAUCCUUUUAAAACGGAGAAUCCCGGCGAAAACAAUACCAAAAAAAUUUGACAGUUGGGGCGAUAUCAAACCGUAGUAAUAUUUUCAAGGGGUAUAAUGUAUUUUUUGUAUUUGUAGAGGGGGCUAGUGCAAAACUUGGAAUUUAUAAGGGGCUGAGCUGUUAUUUGUUUUUAUUAUGCUGAAUUAAAAUAAAAGUUUUAUUUAUUUAUUUUAAUUUUAGAAAACGGAAUGAGUUUAAGCACACGAAACCAGUAGAAUUGGCUUUCACAGAAUCUCUGAAGAAGAAAGAUGAAGUUUUCUGGAAGAGCGCUGAUUCGUAGAGCAAUUGCUUCUUACCAUUACGGCAUAUUUGCUGAUCCCUUUUCUUUCUUCUUUUCAAAUUUUCACAGUGUGGUUAAAAAAGAUCGAUCCUUUUCACCUAAGCCCAGAAUAGAUUUGAGUUGUAUAAAUGAAUUAGACGAUGCUGUUUUCUUGUUUCGUCAAAUGGUGAGAAUGCAGCCACAGCCUUCCGUUAUUGAAUUCACCAAACUAUUGCAAGUUAUUGUCAAGAUGAAACAAUACUCUGUUGCCCUUCAACUGUUCGACGAAAUGCGUCAAUGGGGUGCCCCUAUAGAUGAGUACACAAUGAACAUCUUAAUUAAUUGCUGCUGCCUUUUGAAACGCAUAGAAGUUGGUUUUGCUAUCUUCGGCAUCUUCCUUAAACACGGUUACGAGGCAGAUGUUACGACAUUCAACACCCUCCUAAAAGGUCUCUUUUUAGAUGGUAAUGUGGCCGAGGCAGAGAAAUUGUUCAAGAAGAUUUUGACUUUGAAACUCUGUGAGCCAGACGAUGUUACGAUUCUUACUGCGAUUGACGGGCUCUGCAAAGCUGGACGUGUUCAUACUGCCCGUGAUUUGCUUUUGUUGUUGGAAAAGACUAUCUAUAAACCCGAUGUUAAGGCGUAUAGUGCGGUAAUUGAUUGUUUAUGCAAGUGCCGAAUGGUGGAUAAUGCACUCGAGCUCAAGUCUAGAAUGAUUGAUAAGGGCAUUUCACCGACUGUCGUCACAUAUAGCUCGAUGAUUCAGGGCUUGUGCAAUUUUGGUAGAUGGAAAGAGGUGAAGGACUUACUAAAUGAAAUGGUCGAUCACAAGAUAUACUUGACUGUCGCUACUUUUAAUAUAUUGGUGGACGCAUUUUGUAAGGAAGGAAAUGUUAAAGAGGCUGAGGAUGUUUUGAAAAUUAUGAAGCAACAAAAUAUUAGUCCCGUUAUUGUCACGUACAAUGCGUUAAUAGAUGGGUAUUGUUUGCAAGGGAAAAUGGAUAAAGCGAAAGAAGUAUUUGAUUCUAUAACGGGCAACGGUCUUAAGGCAUGUAUUAUCAGCUAUGGCACUUUAAUAAACGGAUAUUGCAAGGAGGGAAAAGUUGAUGAAGCUCGGCGACUUUUUCUCGAAGCUUCUUCUAAAGGUUUAGAACACACGACAUUUACCUAUAGCAUCAUGAUACACGGAUUAUUUAGUAAAGGCAGAAAUGCUGACGGAUGGAAGCUUUAUAAGGACAUGGAAGCUCGGCACGUACCUCCAGAUUUAUAUACUUGCAAUAUUUUGUUGGAAGGCUUGUGCAAGACACAGCAGAUUGCUGACGCGUUUUUAUUUCUACGGGCGAUGGAAGACAAAGGGUUAAACCCUAAUAUAGUCACAUACGGGAUCUUGAUUAAUGGUUUGUGCAAAGAUGGGAAACUUGUAGAGGCGAAAAAUAUUUUAAACGAACUUCCUUCCAAAGGAUUGAAACCUAAUAUUAAAAUAUAUACCGUUAUUCUCGGUUCACUUUGCCGAGAAGGGUGUGUAGACGAGGCAAAAGAUUUGAUUGUAAACAUGGAGAGAAGUGGUUGUGCACCGGAUAGUGUGAUGUACAACAGCAUAAUCCAGGGUUUGCUAAAGAAGAAAGAGGUUUACAAGGCAAUCCCGUUCUUAGAGGACAUGCACCAAAGGGGAUUCUAUGCCGACGCAUCUACUUCAUCCUUGUUAAUUAAUCACAUGCAAGGAUCUAACAAAGACGAUAUUCUUCUGGAGAUGAUGAAGAAAGUUGUACCGAAAAUCUAAAUUAAUUAUUUGGGCUUCUGAAAUUUUUGCAGAUACAACAUCUGUAUAUGUACUUUUGACUUGAGCGACCUAUUCAAUUUAUGCGACAAAUUUAGACGACAUUAGUUGG